Molecule: messenger RNA, 2793 nt
Organism: Puma concolor (puma)
Lineage: Eukaryota; Metazoa; Chordata; Mammalia; Carnivora; Felidae
Source: RefSeq, a predicted model, not a curated record
AUGCAAGGUUCCAACCUCCUGACGGGUGUAGACACUAAAAGAAAACAGCAAUUAUGCAGUGAGUUAUGGCAACACAUCAAAGGCUCUCAUCACCGCUCCUCAGACAGGAUGUCCUUUCUCACCCACACCCCCAAACGUGUCAUCACACCAACCCUCACUGCAGCCGCUCACACUUCCAAGACCAUCCUCCUGCUUAGCACCGGGUUACAUUUCACCCUGUUCUGUAGUUACUGUUGGAGACAGUGCCUGUUGAAGGCAGGAUUUGGCCUUUCACCCCUCACCACUGAAGGUCCCAUUUGCCUAGGCUUCAAGAGCCUCGUCUCCCACCGUUUGAGAGAUUCCUUCAAGUCCGGGAUUUUAGGUGCAAAAUCACCGGAAGGGGACAAUCCCACCCACGCCGAAGUACCUGCGCUCUCCUCCCGCCCACUUCGGGCCGCAAGCCCCCACGCACGUCACACUCACCGAACUUCCCGGGGUCUGGGGCCCCUCAGAACCCCAGAGACCAACCCCAGCUCUGCAGAGGGCCGUGGGGCGCCCGCUGCGGGCCGGAGGGAGCUCGCAGGAAGCCCGGGUCCGCGCUGCGCCGCAGCAGGUGGUACCGAGCAAGCGAGCGCCGCCAGCCCCGCAGGCCCUUUAAAGCCGCCGCUGACCCCUGACCUUGGCCUGGCUCCCCUGCGCGCUGGGGCUUUUAAGGGCUCUCGGAAACAUCCUGCUCAGAUCCUGAGGGCGCUGCAGCCUGCAGCCUCAGCCAGGGAGUCCCGGCCGCUUUCAGUGGAGAAGCCUGGCCAGCCACAGCCUCAGCACCAUCACCCCCGGCAGCAGCUGCAGCCGCAUCACCACCACCAUUAUUUCUACAACCGGAACCACAGCCACAGCCAGCAUCACCAUCACCAUCACCAGUGCCCGCAGCAUGGAGCCAAGGGCAGCCCCAAGGCCCAGCCCAAGGCGUUGAAACAUGAGCACAAACACUCCCUCCAGCAGCACCAGGAGACGCCGAAGAAGGAAACAGGCUAUGGUGAACUAAAUGGUAAUGCCGGAGAAAGAGACGUAUCUUUAAAGAGCCUGGGUUCUGAUGGAGUUACCGACCCUAUUUCCAGGGUCCUCAAUGGCAACCCACAGAUCGCAGACACUAAUCUGAAGCAGACUGUAAAGGCUGGCACCUUUGGGAAAGCAGGAAUGAAAACCAGGAAUUUCAUUCGGAACAGUAUGGACAAAAAGAAUGGGAAGUCUUAGGAAAAGAAAUCUGGAGAGAACCAGUCUGCAGAGAAGACUGAUACUGUAGCAAUUCGAAAUGGCGUUGCGACAAAUAAUUCUGGCUAUAUUACUAGUGGUUAUAUGGGCAAAGGGGCGGAUAAUGAUGGUAGUAGAUCUGAGAGCGGAUGUACUACUCUUAAAAAAAAGGAAAGCUGGGGCAAUAGUGCCCAGGGAUGUGAAAGCCUUCACUGAGGGCAGGACAAAAUAAGGCAACAAGAGACCAGGGCGCCAACCUUAAAACAGGGACUCGAAACUUUCAGGCCUGACGACAGUGAACAAAGGGGAAAUCGAGUAGAUGGUUCAAAGCCCAUUUGGAAGUACGAAACUGGGCCCGGAGGAACAAAUCGAGGAAAACCUGCUGUGGGUGAUAUGCUGCGGAAAAGCUCUGAUAUUAAACCCGGCGUGAGCGGCAAAAAGUUCGAUCAUCGGCCCUAAGGAAAGCAUCCUUCUGCUGUUACCUCCAAAGAGGACUCUUGGACCCUAUUCAUACCACCCCUCGUUUUUGCAGUGGACAAUAGCAGCGCUAAAAUAGUUCCUAAAGUAAGUUAUGCAAGCAAAGUGAAGGAAAACCUCAACAAAACUGUACAGAACUCUUCUGCGUCACCAUCUUCUUCCUCUUCUUUGUCACCGGCUGGGGAAACUCAGACCCAGUCUUCAACCAUAUCCCAGGUCCCUGUGUCAGUGCUGAAAUCUGUUACUUCGGCCAACUUUUCUAAUGGGCCUGUUUCAGCAGGGACUGAUGCAAGUGUGUAUUCUCCAGGGGGUCAGCCACUGUUAACUCCUGCUGCUAAUACUCUAACACCCAUCUCUUCUGGGACUGCUUCAGUUCUCCGGCACAUGAGUUCGACUUCAGCGGCUGUUGAACAAAUGAAAUCUAGCCUUUUCAUCUAUCCUUCAGAUAUGCAAACGGUGCUGUUGAGCACAGCACAAGUGGAUCUACCCUCUCAGACAGAUCAGCAAAACCUGGGGGCUAUCUUCCAGAAUCAGUGGGGUUUAUCAAUUAUAAAUGAGCCCAGUGCUGGCCCUGAAACUUGGGAAGUUAUUGGGAAGUCAUCAGAUCAUAAAGUGAUGGAGGUGACAUUUCAAGGGGAAUACUGCCAGGAUAAUCCCUCAGGAACUGAGCAUCCCAUGUUUCCCAAGCCUUAUGAGCUGGAAAAACGGAUUAGUCCCCAAAUUCUGGGUAGCAUUCGAAAAUCUGGGACUACUAAUGAGAGUGGAGCCUUAUCCUUGGAACCCAGUCAUAUAGGUGGCCUGCAAAACUCAGACACCAGUAGUCAAGGUGCUUUAGUGUUUUUCUCAAAGGACUACGAGAUAGAAAAUCAAAAUCCUCUGGUGUCUCCUACAAACACUUUGUUAGGCUCCACCAAAGAACAGAGAUACCAGAGAGGUCUAGAAACAAAUGAUAGCUGGGGUUCUUUUGACCUGAGGGCUGCUAUUGUCUAUCACACUAAAGAAAUGGAAUCUGUUUGGAAUCUGCAGAGGCAAGAGCCUAAAAGGAUGAUCACUUACAAUGAAGCCAUGGAUAGUCCAGAUCAAUGA